CCGAGGGGCAGGAUUGAGGCUCGCGGCGUGUUUCAAGUUGUUCUGGUGGAGAGGAUGGUCGGGAGGAUGUUGACGGCGUGCGUGCUGGCCGCUGCGAUUUGUCAGGUGUUGAAUGCUGAACAGCACGCACGGAUUCAGGAGGUUUACCCAUGGAGGAGAAAAGGCGAAGGAGUGAUGGUCAGGAUCAAGAGAGAUUGGAUCAUCCCUCCGAUCAGAGUUCUGGAAAACAGUAAGCAGGUUCCAGAAAAUUUGGUCCAGAUUAAGUCGGAUAAAAUCUUCACAGGCGAGGUGAUCUAUAAAUUAGAGGGGCCGGGUGUGGAUCAGGCGCCCAAAAAUUUCUUUGAGAUUGAUGACAAAACAGGAGUCAUCAGAAGCAAGCGUCCACUGGACAGGGAGAAGUAUAGCAGCUUCACGUUAAAAGCCUUUGCACUCUCGACCAGUGGAGAGAGACUGGAGAACCCAACCACCAUAGAAAUUGUAGUCCUGGACCAGAAUGACAACAGACCUGUCUUCACCCAGAAACAGUUCACUGGUGCCGUCUCUGAGUUCUCAGUUCCAGGUACAUCAGUAAUGUCGGUGUCAGCCACAGAUGCAGACGACCCAAUGACAGAUAACGCUUUUCUCAGCUACUCCAUUAUUGGCCAAGAGAGCAUCCCGGCCAAUGCUGUUACCAAGACCAUGUUUGGCAUCAACAAUGAGACGGGAACCAUCUACACAAGAGAUGUAGGCCUUGACCGAGAAGUGGUGAAGACCUUCAGGCUAAUGUUGCAAGUUGCUGAUAUGGGUGGAAUGGGACUGACAAGUGAAGGCGUGGCCAUCAUCCACGUGUCUGAUAUCAACAAUCACGCGCCACAGUUCCACCCGAGCUCGUACAGCAUGACAGCAGUGGAGAACCGAAUGAACUAUGAGAUCGGCCGCGUCAAUGUGACAGACCUUGAUGAUCGCGGAACGGGAAACUGGGAAGCAAAAUAUUUCAUCUCAAACGACCCUUACAGAAACUUUGCCGUCACAACGGACGGUGUCACCAACCAGGGCAUUCUGAUGGCGGCCAAGCCUCUGGAUUAUGAGGCACAGAAGGAGCACAUUCUGUUCCUGACGGCGGAGAAUAUCAACCCGCUGAGCGACAAGGCUCCAAACUUGCCAGUGAGCAGUGCAAUCGUGGUGGUGACGGUCGUCAAUGAGAACGAAGCGCCACGUUUCAGGGAAGACCCCAUCCGGAUCGUCGUGCCUGAAUCCGUGGCUCCCGGAACGCUCCUGAAAAGCAACAUUGCAUUCGACCCCGAUCAAUCUGACCUCAGGUAUGAGAUCAGUCGAGAUCCCGAGAGGUGGCUGGACAUCAACAGACACACGGGCGACAUAACUGCAAGGAGAACCUUCAACAUGCGAUCGCAGCACGUUAAAAACAACAUCUACGUGGCCGUUGUCAAGGUUACAGAUGUCGGCGGCGUGUCGACCACCGCCGGCGUGGCCAUCACUUUGAAGGAGACCAACGACUUUCCCCCAAAGCUCCUUCCACGGAUUGGCACCGUGUGCAGAGAUGCACGAAGGGCCGCUUCUUCCGGAUUGGUGCUGACUGCCGAGGACGACGACCUUCCUCCGCACGCGGCGCCGUUCGUUUUUGAAAUGCCCGACGAUGUGUCCCUCAACUGGACUGUCAUUCAAGUCAAUGACACGCAUGCAAUGCUGCAGCCUCUCGUCGACCUGGGGGAUGGAGAAUACGCAGUCACACUGUUGGUAUCCGACUCCGGAAAGCCGACACUCAGCUCUUACGCUCAGAUCAAUGUCACGGUGUGUCUCUGUGACUCGUUCGGAGACUGUAAGUCUGAGGCGGGGGCAGCGUUCGGCUCCGGUAUGGGGAUCGGCUUCAUUGCGCUUAUCGUCAUCGUGGCCAGCGUUGGCCUCCUUUUACUGCUGCUCCUGUUAGCUGUGGCGGCGACUUCCUGUGGGAGACGCCAUCCUAUCAAGAAAGGAGCCGGUCUGCUCGUGGGGGAUUCGGAGGACGACAUCAGGGACAAUGUGCUCAACUAUGACGAACAAGGAGGGGGUGAGGAAGAUGAGAAUGCCUUCAACAUCGACCUGCUGUGGAAUCCUCUCGAUGCACCCUUGACGCCCCCCAUGCCGUACUACCCCGUCGCCGGCGUUGGAGGCAAGCAGCCCAUCAGAAAGGACGCGCCGCAUAACCUGCCGUCGCCCGCCUACCCUCGGAGGCCCCCGGCGGAUCCCACUGACAUCGAGGACUACAUCGGCGAUGGUCUGCAGGCUGCCGAUAAGGAUCCCAACGUGCCGCCGUACGACACGGCCCUGAUCUAUGACUACGAAGGAGAGGGCUCACUGGCAGGCAGCCUCAGCUCCAUCGCAUCCGGCAGCUCGGAUGAGGACCAGGACUACGACUACCUCAACGAAUGGGGACCGCGAUUUCAGAAAUUGGCCAACAUGUUUGACCCGCGUUAGGGUGGGAAGGUAACCUUUAAACGUAACAAAGUGUCGAAUGAUUCAAUAGCAGCGAGGAAAACACUUUUAGGGGUUUCCACUGGACAAGGAUGAGAUAUUAUCCGUCACUGUGGGCCUUACCGGACCACUGGUCUUAAACAGAGUGCGUGAGAUCAUAGUGAAUAAUUGGAGUCAACUUCAUAGUCGAAGAGGACUUGUUAAAACCUUCACAAGGGUGCUCAGGAAAAAAAACACGCAAGAGCCGACCGAACAUGUUGAAAUGUUAGUCCAUGAUGGAUUGGAUUUAUCGCCAGACUUGGAUUGCCUGGGAUGUACUUUUUUUUUUUUUUUUUUUUACUAUUAUUAUUUUAUGAGAUGAAUUUGAUUUGUUUAUCGCGUUUGCUUGUUUGAUCCUCGCCGCCCUGCAUUCCAGCAUGUGUUCCACCUUUGACACAAAAUAUUACCCAACCAAACGAAUACAGAGGCAAAAUAUUCCGGGGGUGAGCUUGUCAGAGAGAGGGAGAGGUACAUUUACGGUACUUUUUUUUUUUUAUAUAGUGUCUACACAGAAUGAAUGAAAAGAAAAUAGCUGGCUUCCCCGAAAUAUUUCAUUCAUAUAAUGAAUAUAAAACUUAUUUCGUAUUCCUAUUUCAAGGGCUACAACUAUAAUAAACGUCAUUCAAUCUGU
This is a messenger RNA of Hippocampus zosterae (dwarf seahorse), 3118 nucleotides long. It is a transcript of the gene cdh15, whose product is annotated as cadherin 15, type 1, M-cadherin (myotubule). Bases 55 to 2451 code for a protein of 798 amino acids. Gene Ontology annotation, molecular function: calcium ion binding; cadherin binding. The transcript is spliced from 14 exons. NCBI's taxonomy places the organism in Eukaryota, Metazoa, Chordata, Actinopteri, Syngnathiformes, Syngnathidae. Gene Ontology annotation, biological process: homophilic cell-cell adhesion; adherens junction organization; cell morphogenesis. The record is from RefSeq and is a predicted model, not a curated record. Gene Ontology annotation, cellular component: adherens junction; catenin complex; plasma membrane.